GUUUCCGCAGAAAAAAAGUGUGGUAUUCCGCCAAUUCCACUUCCACAGCAACCACCACCAGAGACUCUGAGAGAGAGAGAGAAGUUGAAGAAGAUGAACGGCAUAAUGAGGAACAAGGUACAGAGGAAGUUCAAGAUGAGAGGUUACACCCUCAAGGUCGAAGCCCUAACCGAGAUCCUCUCUUUCCUUAGCCGUUUCCAAGACGCCGAAGACGAAGCCCUAGAUCUCCUCCUCGACGAGCUUCAACACCAAUCCCUGAAAUCUUCAAUACUGGACAAAGAACCUGUUCAUCGGGUGGUGAGCCUUCUAUUGGAAGCCGAAGCGGCCGCCGUUGAGGAAGGGCCUCAUAGUAGUGAUACCAGCAGAUCUGCUCUCCGUAUAAUUGACGUCUUUGACAUUCCAAAGUUCCAAUAUGAUCAUGUUAAAAAAAUCUUCUAUGAACAUAAAGGGGGGCUUCCAAUUCAUGGCGAUGCUUCUGCUAAAGCCACCUUGUAUAGGGACAGAUUUCUGUUGUUGCUUCAGAGGCUUUCUCGUGACCCACAUUUUGCUAGGCUUGCAUUUGACACUGACAUUUCUCAAUUUGGGAGCUGCGAGAUAUCCCAAAUUCAAUCCCUGGUGGGGUGUACGGGGAGGAGGUGGGUGAUGGGAGUAAUAUCACAAUUCGAAGAUGGUCAUUUCUACUUGGAGGAUCUUACUGCAGCUGUUGAAAUCAAUUUGUCUAAUGCAAUAUCCUUCGCUCUAUGA
Ilex paraguariensis (yerba mate) is the source of this 744-nucleotide messenger RNA. The record is from the annotation of a GenBank genome assembly. NCBI's taxonomy places the organism in Eukaryota, Viridiplantae, Streptophyta, Magnoliopsida, Aquifoliales, Aquifoliaceae.